AUGGCAGUUUUUGAUGCGGAUAAAGACAUCUCUCCCGGGAUCGUCGUCUCGGUGCCGUUCUUUGGCGGCAUCUUGGCGCUGUUGAUGAUUGGAGUUUUGAUGAAGAAAGUUCGAGCCGCCCCGCGUGGUGAAGGACCGCAAUUGUUCAUCGCGGACCAAAUCGCCGAAGGCGCUGUUGCGUUUUUGAAGACUGAGUACACGUAUUUACUGCCGUUUGUGGUUAUCUGCGCGGCGUUUAUUGUUGGCAUUUUGGAAGGCCAAUCGGGUUCUCCGGUGGACUACUCCGACAACAAGGGCGGGUGGCAAACUACCGUGUGCUUCUUGUCCGGCGCGUCUUUGUCCGCGUUGGCCGGCUGGAUGGGCAUGAAGAUUGCGACGGAAACGAACGUUAAGACGAUGCAAGCGGCCAAGGAGUCCUUGAACUCUGCGCUUAAGAUUGCCUUUGCCGGCGGCGCCGUUAUGGGCUUUUACGUCGUCGCGCUCGGUAUCCUCGGUUUGGUCGUGUUGUUCUACGCGUUCUCCAUGGGUCAAGACAACGCUCCCGAGGAUGGUAUCACCUUUGAUCCGGACAUGAGAGAUGCGAUCAGAUACUUGUCUGGCUUUGGCUUUGGCGCCUCUUCUAUCGCUCUUUUUGCGAGAGUCGCGGGGGGUAUUUACACCAAGGCUGCCGACGUCGGCGCCGAUUUGGUCGGUAAAGUUGAAUCUGACAUCCCGGAAGAUGAUCCCCGUAACCCGGCCACUGUUGCCGAUAACGUUGGUGACAACGUCGGUGAUGUUGCCGGUAUGGGUGCUGAUUUGUUCGAAUCGUUUGUCGGUUCCAUUAUUGCCUGCGCUUCCUUGGCGAGCUCUCACGCUGAAAUCGCGUUGCCGUUCUGGGUCGCCGGUUUCGGUAUCUUGGCUGCGACUAUUGGUUUCUGGACUGUCUCCACGAAGGACGACGCCGACCAAUCCGAAUUGCUCCACGCGUUGCACAGAGGCGUUUACUCUUCCUCUAUCCUCGUCAUUGUCUUUACGAUUAUCUCCGUCGAAAUUUUGUUCAACGGUUCCAAGUUGGGCUACAAGUUCUUCGCGUGUGUCCUCAUCGGUCUCAUCGCGGGUAUCUUAGUCGGCGAAGCCACGGAAUACUGCACGUCUUACGCGUACACUCCGGUUAGAUCCAUCACGCACGCCGGUUCUGCCGGUGGUGCCGCGACUGUCAUCAUCCAAGGUUUGGGCAUUGGUAUGAUCUCUGUCUUCCCGCCGACCAUCGUUAUCGUCUUGACGAUCCUUUCCACCUUCGUUAUUGGCGGCUUGUACGGCAUCGCCAUCUCCGCUGUUGGUAUGUUAUCCACGCUUGGCGUCACACUCGCGACUGAUGCGUACGGUCCGGUUGCGGACAACGCCGGUGGUAUCGCCGAAAUGUCUCCGGAUGUCGAGGACUACGUUCGCGAACGCACCGACAAAUUGGACGCGCUCGGUAACACCACCGCGGCCACGGGUAAGGGUUUUGCCAUCGGCUCCGCCGUUUUGACUGCCUUGUCCAUGAUGAAUGCGUUCGUUAAAAACGUUCCGUUCGGAUGCGGCGAAGGCGUUGAAAGCAAGUUCUGCCUCGCCGAGAACAUGUUGCUCACGGACCCGUACGUCUUGUCUGGCAUCAUCCUCGGGGCGAUGCUUCCAUUCUUGUUCGCCGCUUUGACGAUGUUGUCCGUCAGAAAAGCUGCGGGCGCGAUUAUCGUCGAAGUCCAACGCCAGUUCCGCACCAUCCCGGGCUUGUUGGAAGGUAAGGAAGGCGUUGUGUGCGACCACAUGGCGUGCGUCGAAUCGUGCACCAAAUCCUCCAUCAACGAAAUGCUCUUGCCGGGUAUCAUCGCCGUCUUCACGCCGAUCUCCAUCGGUUUAUUGGUUGGUGCCAAGUGCCUCGGCGGUUUAUUGGCGGGUUCCAUCGCCUCUGGCUUUAUGUUGGCCGUCAUGAUGUCCAACGCCGGCGGCGCCUGGGACAACUGCAAGAAGUACAUCGAAAACGAAAAGGUGUACGGCGGCAAAAAGUCCGACACUCACAAAGCGUGCGUCGUUGGCGACACCGUCGGCGAUCCGUUCAAGGAUACCUCCGGUCCGGCCUUGAACAUCUUGAUCAAGUUGAUGACUGUCUUCUCCCUCACUCUCGCCCCGGUCUUCAGAGACGACUGGGAGACGUAUCAGUACGGUUUGAUUGUCUUAGCGGUUGAGAUCCUCUUGGUCGCUUUGGCCUACUGGUGGGUCUGGAUCAAGAACGGCGACGAAGUCUUCACGCCGAACGACGCGAAGCACAACAAGACCACCUCAGAUUAA
Bathycoccus prasinos is the source of this 2307-nucleotide messenger RNA. Its product is annotated as V-type H(+)-translocating pyrophosphatase. The record is from RefSeq and is a predicted model, not a curated record. Bases 1 to 2307 code for a protein of 768 amino acids. Gene Ontology annotation, biological process: proton transmembrane transport. The transcript has 2 exons. Gene Ontology annotation, cellular component: membrane. NCBI's taxonomy places the organism in Eukaryota, Viridiplantae, Chlorophyta, Mamiellophyceae, Mamiellales, Bathycoccaceae. Gene Ontology annotation, molecular function: diphosphate hydrolysis-driven proton transmembrane transporter activity; inorganic diphosphate phosphatase activity.